CGAUCGCUCUCUGUUGAUUUUGAUCUACAUUUGUAGUCCAGAGCGCAGUCUUUUUUAUUAGCAACUCUUUCUCUUUCUCUCUCUCUUUUUUUCUUCACUUUCCCCUCUCUCUACUCUUUCUAUUGAUUGAUUCUCACACUCACAAAUAUGGCUGUUCCUGAUACAUCUUCGGCUUCUUCAAAAUAUUAUCCAAGAUUCACACUCUCUGCAGAAUGUCGGCGUCCAGCUCCUGAUGCACCUCUGACAGACCAACAAAUCUCAGCUCUUAAUACUCUCCGCACUCAAAUUCAUACUGCGGUCGCAAAAACAGAGGCUCAACGUCGAUGGGCCGAUGACCGUUGUCUUUUACGGUAUCUCAAAGCCAGGCGUUGGAAUAUUAAUGAUACUAAACAAGCUAUUCAGGAUUCGAUCCAAUGGCGUGAGGAUUUCAAACCUGAUAUACCUGAUAAAGAAAGUCUUUGGGUUGAGACUGAACCUGGCAAGUUAUAUGUUUCUGGAUUUGACAUGGAAUCACGUCCUUUACUCUACAUGAAGCCACGGUUAGAAAAUACGACGGCCUCGAUUCGACAGAUCCGUCAUGUGGUUUUUCAUCUCGAGACAGCGAUUGCUUUGAUGCCGGAGGGUGUUCAGAACCUCUGUAUCAUCAUUGACUUUGCAGGAUCAUCCAUGACCAAGAAUCCCGGCGUCGGGAUUGCGCGUGAGAUUAUUCAUGUCCUCGGAAGCCAUUACCCAGAGCGUCUAGGCAAGGCCUAUAUUAUCAAUGCCCCAUGGUUCUUCUUCCCAUUCUACAAGUUGAUCUCACCCUUCAUUGACCCUGUCACUAAAGCCAAGAUUAAUUUUGUGGAUAUGAAAAAGCAAAAGCCUAAAUCGACUGUGAUCUCGACUCCAUCCUCUGCCACUGCAUCUGAAACAGAUCUAUCUUCAACUACAACAUCCACUAAAACAUCCCCGUUCAAGAAAAUCUCAUCAGUGUCUCAUCCCACUUCAUCAUCGUCCUCGUCUUCGUCGGUCUCUGAUAAUGUCAAUCUGCUGGAUGUAAUCCCUGAAGAUAUGCUUGAGCAAGCUUUCGGGGGUUCAUCAAGCUAUGAAUACAAUCAGGAGAUCUAUUGGAAUGAAGCCUCCAGGGUCUUGGCUGAGGCUAGAAGCAAUCUUGAGCAAGGAGCCCCUGUCGCUGCAAUUGCCCCUGAUACUAAGCCUAAUACAGAUUCAUAAGACCUUCAUAAAUGAUAGAAGGCUAGAGGGCUAGAGGGCUAGAGGGCUAGAGGGCUCCCAAAUCCAAAUACUUUUAUUCAAUUCAUAUUCAUAGAUUCAACAAAAACAUAAAGAAAUACGAUAUACAUGAUAUUAUUUUAUUGAAGAUUAGUUACUACAGAUUGAAUAAAGAUGAUUAUAAAACAGAUUAAUAGCCCCAUAAGGAAAAGAAAAAAAAAAGA
Molecule: messenger RNA, 1433 nt
Organism: Lobosporangium transversale
Lineage: Eukaryota; Fungi; Mortierellomycota; Mortierellomycetes; Mortierellales; Mortierellaceae
Product: CRAL-TRIO domain-containing protein
Exons: 3
Coding region: 148-1212 (354 amino acids)
Molecular function (GO): phosphatidylinositol transfer activity
Source: RefSeq, a predicted model, not a curated record